AUGAAUCAAUUAUCGAUGCCUCUUUCGAUGCCUCGUUCCUUUAACAGCUUUUAUAAUCCAUCAUUAUACGCAUUACACGAUAAAAGACAAGUCACAACUACUACGUUAAAUUCUCCUUUAUCUGCCUUUCCAAGCUUUGAUUAUAGUAACGAUAAUUCAAAAUUUGUGAGAUAUGAAUCUAAUGAAUCUAGCGAUAUGGAUACCCUUAUUAGUAACAUGCAAGAUGAUCAUAGUUUUGGUAGUGUUGACGUUGAUAAUCGUGACGAAAAUUUCGAUGAGGGUAAUGGUAUCAUGAAGAUAGAACGCCACUUAAUUGAGGAUCACAAGAAAGACAAUAACAUAUGCGACAAGGUUGUUACAAAAACCAGCGAUGCAAAUGCGAAGAAAAUACGAAAAAAUAAAUUUCUUUGCAAUACGCCUGGUUGCCAGAAAGUAUUUCUCUCACAUCGAGGUCUUCAAGUGCAUAAAAAGGUACAUAAUGUCACAUGUAGUGAAAUAAACUGCGGAAAAAAAUUUUCAAAUGCGAGGGGCUUGCUAAAUCAUAUGAGGAUUCAUAGCGUGAGAAAAUCCAAUCCCGUUCAAAGAUCAUACAGAUGUAAUUGGCCAGGUUGUGAAGAUAGAUUUUCGAAGAAAUAUACUUUAAAAAUGCACUUGAGAGUACAUACUGGUGAAAGACCAUUCGAGUGUGAAUGGUCAGGUUGUCACUGGAGAUUCGCAAAGUUAUAUAAUUUGAAAUGUCACGAGAGAACCCAUACUGGAGAAAAACCUUUCAAAUGCACUUGGAACCUUUGUGAAAAGAUAUUUGCCCAACAGCUUACCUUAACUGAACAUUUAAGAGUUCAUAGGGGAGAAAAACCUUACGUUUGUAAUUGGUCAAAUUGCGGAAUGAAAUUUACACGUAAAUCUGGUUUAAAAGUCCACAAAAGGACUCACACUGGAGAAAGACCAUACAAAUGUGAUUGGGCGAAUUGUGAAAAAAAUUUUUCACACUUAUAUACCUUAAAAUGUCACAAGAGAAUUCACACUGGAGAUAAACCAUAUAAUUGUGAAUGGAAAGGCUGUGAUAGAAAAUUUUCCCAUAAAAGCAACUGUAAACAACACUUGAGAUUUCAUACUGGAGAAAGACCAUAUAAAUGCACUAAACGGGGAUGUGAGAGAAGAUUCGCUCGAGCUUAUGCAUGUAGAAAACAUGUAAUGAAUUACCAUGGUAAUCCAUACAACGUCGCAUCGAAAAAUAGAAUCAUUUUUCGUCAUAAAUGA
Molecule: messenger RNA, 1260 nt
Organism: Funneliformis mosseae
Lineage: Eukaryota; Fungi; Glomeromycota; Glomeromycetes; Glomerales; Glomeraceae
Source: the annotation of a GenBank genome assembly